GAGGAAGUUGUCAGGUGAUUUGCGAAAGCACUGGGACUCCCCGUAUCUUGGAAAUAUAUCCUUUUUCGUAAAGAGCGCUUGCAGAGCUCGUCUGGGAUCAGAAUGGAAGGCCGGCAGGACAGCACGCCCAUGCGAGCCUUCGACAAGGACGUUCUGGAGAUGACCGCUGAGGACGUUUAUGACAUUUCUUACGUGAUCGGCAGGGAUUUAUUAAAAGUCAACACGGGCGGCCGGGAGUUUUCGGAUUUGCAGUUCAAAAUCGUCCGUGUGCUGGAGAUGUUUGAGACCAUGGUGAACAAGUACAACCUGUCGCUGGAGGAGCUGAGGAUGGAGCUGGAUAACAUGAAGAGAGAAAUGGAAAGAGUUGUGGCGGAGGGUUCGAGUGGGAAUGUCGAAAAUCAGAUUGUAGGUCCAAACAAAUUAGUCGUGGACUUAAAAGACCCAAACCGACCACGAUUCACCAUGCAGGAGUUAAAGGAGGUUCUGCAGGAGAGAAACAAACUUAAAGCCCAGCUGAUGGUGACCCAAGAGGAACUACAGCUCUACAAGAGUGGAAUCCUGGGAUCUGAACAGAAGAUGGUUGAAGUGAACCUGGAAACCUUUCCUCAGCCAGAACCUGCACCCUCCAGCAUUACAGAGGAGCACAAAGAGAAGAGCACCAUUCAGAAACUGUUCUCAUUUCGACAAAAAUAGUUCCAAGGAUUUUGCACAAACUGAAACAUUUGAGACAAGCAACCCUUUCAAACGGGGUGAGGAUGAGAUGGGAGGAAGUGGUCUUUUUAAUCAUUGUGGCUGGAAAUGCUUUGCCUCGCUCAGUGUUUUUAAUUAUGUACAGUUCUGUUCUUUGUUUAUCGAGUGUGGAUUCAAACACGAACGACAAGAUAUCAAAGUAUCAGCUGUCCCUCUAAACACCUUCCUUCGCUAAUAUACAUAUGCAGUGUAUUUGAAACAAUAUUUGGUUAUGUAACUGUAAUAAACAUGGGAACGCUAGGAAUUGAGGUACUUCAGCUAAAACAUGAAAAAGGCUGCUGUAUGAGGUUAUGUGUAGUGCAGUAGAUCUCAUUGAAGUAUAUGAAGUGGUAAACUGGGCCAUGUGAAUGUAAAAAUUAACUUGUAUUGGCUCGCAGUAUACAUUGUAAAUAAGACUGGUCAAAUUUUAUGACAGUAGAGUGAAGUAUUUUUCUGCAAUACUAGGUAUAAUGAAAUGCUGUUCUGAGUACAUGGGCUCUGUUGUUCGUCCUCAGAUCACUGGAGUUAACUGGAUUUAACAUGCAGUUGCAUAAUAUAUCGUGAAAUUGAAUUUUAACUAUAUCUGGCCCUCUUAAGUUUUCCUCUUUUCUCGAUCAACCUAACAUUUGAUCUUAUGUGUUUGUUGCGGUUCUUUCUCCCAAUUGUUUGCAUUGAAUGUUUCCAGUAUCCUUUUUUUAAUGUUUGAAAGGUAAUAAAUAUCUUUUGCCACAAAA
Puntigrus tetrazona (Sumatra barb) is the source of this 1463-nucleotide messenger RNA. It is a transcript of the gene rilpl2, whose product is annotated as Rab interacting lysosomal protein-like 2. The record is from RefSeq and is a predicted model, not a curated record. Gene Ontology annotation, biological process: cilium assembly. The transcript is spliced from 4 exons. The coding region runs from base 103 to 693 and encodes 196 amino acids. NCBI's taxonomy places the organism in Eukaryota, Metazoa, Chordata, Actinopteri, Cypriniformes, Cyprinidae. Gene Ontology annotation, molecular function: protein dimerization activity. Gene Ontology annotation, cellular component: cytoplasm; ciliary basal body.